AUGUCGUUCUUCGGCUUCGACACCAAUCUGCCCAAGGACAAGUCCGGGUCGAACAAGGGUAUCUUCGAGCACAAUGACCCUUUCGCCGGAAUUGCACAGGCGCGCAAGCUGCAGGCGUUUCAAGGCAAUGACGAGGAAGAACUCGACUUCGAGGACACAUACGAUGGCUUGGCCGACAAGCUCCAAGAGACGGGUGAUGACAUGAACGACGAUACCUUCGGAACCGGUGCAGAAGCUGGACCUGGACAGGAUAGUGUUGGUAGAGACUUUGACUUUUUCGGCAACACUGCACAAGUCUCCAAUGCUAUCGGUGAGGAGCAGAUGAGAUAUCACCUCCAGCACCCUUCUGCUUACGAAGAACCUGCCACGGCUCGAUCUAGCAAGCCUAAGCGCACCGGCUAUGAGAAAUACGAGGACCCUGGGUACAUCCCUGAUAUUCAGGCCAAGUCCGGUGCAUGGAGCUCCAAGACUCCCGCCGCUCCCACUCAAGCUUCUGCAGAAGCGCUCGCGAGCACCGGCCGCGGUGCUCCUGCCCGAAAGAUGAUGAGCCUCGAGGAAGUUGAAGCGCAGAUGCGUGCCUCUCGCCAACAGCGACCCCAAGUUCCUCAGCAAGAUCCCUAUGCCUUUCACCAUCACCAGCCUCCUAGCCAGCCGCAACAGCAUAUACCGCAGCCAACUCCUCCGUACGCUCAAAUGCAAGCUCCUCCAGUUUCUCAGCCGAUGCCACAGGUCCCCCCACCGCAACAGCGCACUGCACCUCAGCCUGCACAAGUCCGAGCUCCACAACAGCCGCUACAGAUCUUACAAAAUCCCAACAGACCUCGUCACUCACCCCAGCCUAGCCUCGACAGAGGUGCGGCUGGUCCAGGUGGUCAGCCUGUUAUCACAAAUGCCCAACAGCUGAUGGAUCUCUCCGACGAGCAGCGUAAAGCGUACCUAGAGGAAGAUGCUAAGCGUGCUAAGCGCAAUCACAAGAUCUUCUUGUUGUCCAAAGGCAACGGUCUCAUGAGCCCUCAAGACAAGAAUUUCAUCACUAGAAUCCAGCUGCAGCAGCUUGUCAGUGCGACCAGCAAUCCCACGGACUCCAGCCCAGAGGCCGCGCUUGCUGAAGAUUUCUACUAUCAGGUCUAUAGUCAGAUACGUGGGGCCCCAAGACAACAUCCCACACAACCGCUAGGUCAUUUUGCGCAAACGUACCUCUUCCAGACUGGCAACCGAGCAAACAACAACCGUCGGCAUCAGAUCACUGGAGACAAUCACAUGCAGCGAAUGCAGCAGCAGGUUCAAAGAGCUGUUGAGGCCGCCAAGCUGAAGCCCAAGAACAAACAGCUGAUCAUUGAAGGCAGCUUGGGCAAGAUCUCUUUCAGUAACGCCAAGACCCCGAAGCCUCUGCUCAAUAUCAAGCGGCAGGAAAGUACCGAUGCGCGACCUACAAGCAAGGGUCAGGCAUCCAGCAAGAGCGAUCGGAAGACCAGUCUCAAGAACAUUGAAGCUGUCUACACCGACUUGAUGAACCUUGAGGACCAAGAGAGAAAGAUGCCUCCCCCGCCUCAGGAGGGGGAUGCAGAUGCAGUGCAGGCGAGCAUUGAAUGGCGCGAAUCUUUCAAGACGCUUAUCACCAAGCUCUGGCAGGACCUGAAGGUUCUUGAUCCCAUCGUCCCGGGCGCUCUCGAGACUCACCCGUUCAUUGCGAUGCUGUCGUUUCCCAAGUGCAAAAAGCUCAUCCCAAGAGUGUUCCGUCUUAUCGAUUCUGAGCAGCGCGUCACAAUUCUCACUAUGAUCGUGGUGCACCUGGAUCAGCUUGAUGUCGUGCGCAACGGCAAGACGCCACCAGGGGAGUCGCAACCCCCUGCUGCUGUUCGUGAAGAGAUCGAGCUAUUCUCCCAACAGGUGAUGCCUUGCUUGCUGGGUUACAUCACUGAUGCACCAAUCAACAUCAUCAUUGGUCUUCUUGGUCUUAUCAUGGACCAUACCAACUUGAGCGAUGUUGUCCAGACAAAGAUUGGUUUGUCCAUGCUCACAAUCCUGCUCAGCAGAGCCGAGCUUGUGAAGGAGACGGGUACGGUCGGCGAUCAAGACUUCCAGCAGUGGUCCACCCUCUACAACCGCCUUUUCGAUAUUCUUGAACCACUGUUGGUCCUCAUAUUUCCGGGCCCUGUCAAUAGCAGCGACGAUGUCUAUGUAUGGCAAUUCCUCGCUGCUGUAGGUAUUGGCGCGACCCCCGAACAGCAACAGAGGCUAGUGAUUGGAGUGAAGGAUCGAGUGAUGGAGACAGUGAUGCAGAGCAAAGCUUUGCCAGCGGACAUGUCGAGCGUACGCCUGGGCAACGUGAACUUGUUCAUGCGAGCUAUCGGACUUGACGUCGAAAUGCUUGGCUAA
This is a messenger RNA of Cyphellophora europaea CBS 101466, 2379 nucleotides long. RefSeq lists its product as uncharacterized. Gene Ontology annotation, cellular component: P-body. The coding region runs from base 1 to 2379 and encodes 792 amino acids. Lineage: Eukaryota; Fungi; Ascomycota; Eurotiomycetes; Chaetothyriales; Cyphellophoraceae. Gene Ontology annotation, biological process: deadenylation-dependent decapping of nuclear-transcribed mRNA; P-body assembly. The record is from RefSeq and is a predicted model, not a curated record. Gene Ontology annotation, molecular function: RNA binding. The transcript has 2 exons.